UGCAGACAACAGAGCAUCUUAGAUUUUUUUAAAGAGCAUGAAAAUCUAUAUUUGUUCUAAAAAUAAAUCGACCAUUUGAUUUCACUCAGCGUCAUAUAUUAAUUAAUGCCGGAACGACACUUAUGUAAUUUGAUAGGAUAUUUCCUUAUGGUUUGAGGAAAAAUCGAGAAUAGCUCACGGAAGCAAUAUUCCAAUAGUACUGGAGUAACGAGGUAUGUUAUAUUCAAAUGAAAACUUGUUUAGAUUAGUCCGAUGGAUUCGAAGUCAUGAAGAACACCUGCCAUUUUUGUAUAACCAGUUUUUAUGUUUUUCUUUUGGGUUGCAUUAUUUGCAUCAAAUGUCAGGAACUCAAUGACUGCAUUAACAGGACCCCUCCGAGGUGCUGCAAGGAUUACUACCAGGAUGGCGGUCUAUGUAAACCUUGUAUUGGCUCCUACGGCAUCAAUUGCUCUAGUGGAGUUUGUUCACCCGGGUACUUUGGACAUGGCUGCAAUGAUAAAUGCCCAUGUGGAACGGUGCUUUGUGAUCCAGAACAUGGGUGUCCAAAAGAUUACGGACAUCAAGUGCACCACUACUGGCUGUUCAUCAUAUUAGGGGUGCUGGCUCUCAACAGCAUUCCCAUUGUCAUAGCAUUUAGUGGAUUUAUCACCAAUGAACACAGGUCUGAAACAUGCAAAGAAACGGAAGGAGAUACCAAAAUCUGUCGAGGUAACGUGUUCUGUAGGAUAAAAUGGUCAAGUGUGUCUUUGGAUUCCUUCUCAAAGUGUUGGAAACGUCCACCUCCUGAUGAUUCUGAUGUAGAGGACGUGAAACAAGGCCUCAGAUUGAGAACCAAGAAACACGGUACUGAAAUCAGUAACGAGAACGUACCCUCGAGAAUGAAAUGGCCAAAUGGUUUCAGAAAUGGUUUCUUAAGGUGUUGGAAAAGUUCGCCCUCUGAUAACUCUGCCGUGGAGAACGAAAAGCAAGAUCAACGAUUGAGCAACACGGAUCAUGAAACUGUUAUACGAGAGAACGUGUUUCAUAGGAUAAAAUGGCCAAAUGUUUCGUUGAAUGGACUCUUUAAAUGUUGGAAAAGAUCUUCUGAUCAUUCUGAUGUAGAGGACGUUGAGCAAGAUCUAAGUAGAUUAGAAAGUUCAAAUAGAGGCGGGGUGUUGAAUCUAUACGUAGACACACAAAAUAAACACGUUAAGAAAGAACAAGUACAGACUGACACAGAUAAUACAACAGACACGUCAAAAGAAGACUACUUUGUAAUGCGCAUGUCCACAGCUCCACCAAAGGAAACGGCCCACCAUUUCACAGGGCGAGAGGAGGAAGAUGACGAGGAGGAGGAUAUUGACGAUGAUCAGGAACUAGUCUACGUAGAAAUGAAUUUACAGUGACGUGAAUAAGUAGAUAAAAAUUGGGUUGUGUAUUUAGUGCCUGUCACCUUCAAAUGACUGAGAGCGAUGUGUGUUCAUCCUAGUAGAUUUGAGUAUCAGUUGGUUUAGUUUAUUCAAUGGUUGGUGUAUUCAGAUAAUAAGGUUAAGUACGUAUAAGUUUUAUGUAUCAUGCGAUUAAAAUAAAUGAAUUGUUUAUAAAUUGAGAUAAUUAGAUUUGAUUUAUUAAAGCAAUUAAGCUUUUCCCUAAUUCAAUAAGGAACAUUUUGAUUUAUUUAAACAGCUGAAAUUCAAUACAUAAUUUAAUCUAAUUAAAAAUUCUAAUAAAUUGAUAGCCUCACUUGCAAAAUUACCAGGUACAUGCAUGAAUUACAUGCGAAGUUGUCCCUUUUAUAACAAUCUUCACUUCUUUUAAAAUUCCAUUAAAACAGUCAUGAUAUUUGGUGUCUUUAGUUAAAAACAUUAUCAUUAAACAUUAUAACAAAACAAAACUUAUCACCACAUAUCAUUUUUUCAUUUACUUUUAGGAACAUUUCAACUUUUUCAACUCGAUGUUUGUGCCAAAUAUUUGUUUUUAAUCUCUGUAUAAAAAUUAUUUCUUGAUCAUUUGUUUACAUAAAGUAAUUUUGCUUCGAUCCGCUUAUGUAAGGUUGAGCUUAAUUUAGAGAAAUUUAGUAAAAAUCAAAUUAACAAUGAAAUCAAAGCCCACCAAGAUGACAUACUUCAAAGUUCACUGAUUUAAUUAUUGUAUUCGGAGGUAAGUUAUUUCCGAAAUUAAGAUCAAACGCGAGAAGAGAAAUCUUAAUCUAAAGAUGAAAUUUGAGCUGUUUGAAACCACAGUCCGUGCGACAUUGAGAAAAUACAUUUAGAAUUCAUAAAAAUGUUCUCUGUGUUACAAAAAAUACAAAUACGUCUAUGGUGUAUUUUGAAACCGGCAGGAUGCCUUUGAAGACUGUACGCUAUUUUCGGAUUUUUAAGUUUUGGUUUAAAGCACUACAAAGUGAAAACUGUAUCAUAAGGUCAUGCUAUGGCAAAAUGUUAGAAGAGUGUGAACACAAAUGGAAAAAUGUAUCAAACCGGGUGUCAAAUAUCAAAGACAAAUUGUUUUAAAUUAGUUUAGGCUACAUCUGGGUUGACCAAGACAAAAUAUGUUACAAAAGCAAUUUUUUUU
Magallana angulata is the source of this 2553-nucleotide messenger RNA. RefSeq lists its product as uncharacterized. NCBI's taxonomy places the organism in Eukaryota, Metazoa, Mollusca, Bivalvia, Ostreida, Ostreidae. The record is from RefSeq and is a predicted model, not a curated record. The transcript is spliced from 7 exons. Bases 267 to 1385 code for a protein of 372 amino acids.